AUGAUAAUGAUAUCUUUGGAGAGGUCUCGAGCGGAUGGCGGUCUACUGUUGUUUGACGACAGACAAUCCCUUGGUAUUGGAGAUUUGUGCCGGUACAGGGUGACUGCCGAUAAAUCGCAGUUAGAGGAAAAGGGCAUUGACGUUGACCAUCUCUUUGUGAGGGUGAAGAAUGAGGAGAGUCCGUUACUGAGGCCUAUCUACUUGACGGGGCCGUAUGCUUGUUACGUUGACGUCAGGCCUCACAAGUAUGAUGAAGAUAGGAAGUUUGACUCGAGUGAAACAAUUCAGUUCACUAGUGAUUUGAGACCAAAUGAGCAUUUCAAGGCGAAAUUACAUUUGAACGAGAAUGCCAGGAUGGAAAGCGGUCUCUACUCGUGGAUUGUGGACGUGAUAUCUCAGGUGAGCGUGAGUGCGCUUCCUAAAGUGGAAUAUAGGCUUAGGAUUGGUACUACUAAGGCAGCGGCGAAACACGUUGCGGAAACGAGCACGAUGAAGGGGUUUACGGUGGAAAAGUGGGAUACGCAAUCCCUCUGGAACUUGCCGCCCAAGUAUCCCGAAAAGCCGGUGCAUUUGGUUAUCUUGACCCACGGAAUCUUCUCCAACAUCGGCUGCGACAUGCUUUAUAUGAAGGAUAAGAUCGAACAAAAAUGCUUUGCAAUGGAGGAAAGAAUCAACCCCAACGUCGUUCUAAGGGGCUGUAUGGAAAAUGUGGGUAAGUCAGCUAGGGGAGUGAGGUAUUUGGGGACUAGAGUGGGUCAGUAUGUCAUCGCUGAGAUUGAAAGGUUGAACGAAACUUACAAGGUGGACAAGAUCUCUUUUAUCGGUCAUUCGCUGGGAGGACCCGUGCAGGCCAUGGCCAUCCACUAUAUCGCCGUCAAGAGACCAGAUCUAUUCGAUCCGAAUACCGGGGUGAAGCCGAUAAAUUUCAUUGCGUUUGCCAGCCCAUUUUUGGGCGUCGUCGGCGAUUUCCCAAGGUAUGUUUCAUUGGCUUUGGACGUUGGGGCACUUGGCAUUACAGGCCGCGAUCUCACUCUUAGACACACACCGAUCUUUUCCAGAAACGGGCUGGGUGGGUCAAGGGGUCCUAGUCGUCUUCAUAAACUGAUACUAGAAGCUUUACCACAGAAACCUGCACUGGAGGUCCUACAGCGGCUCGUUCAUCGAACAGUUUACGCGAACGUUUUGCACGAUGGUAUUGUUCCUUUAAGAACUGCAGCGCUUUUGUACCUGGAUUGGAACAGUUUAUCAAAGGUUCACCAGAUUCGUAAGCAAAAAUCACUCGCUAUGAAGAAGGAUUCCUCUGAGGCGGGUCAAGCUCCUGAAUCUGCGGUAGUGUAUCCGAGUUCAUCUUUAGAUGAUAACCACAAUACUGCAUCCUCUGAAAUUGCCAGUACAGUCUUCAAUGAGCCAAGCGGGGUUGUCGAAAAUGGAGAGGAUGGGUUAGCUGAGAAUGAGGAGGAACCUCUUUGUGAGAGCGCUAACAGAAGCGGCAAUUCCAGCAGAGUGGAAAAGUCUGAGGAGCCCAGUGCUACCGGCGACAGCCAUAAAGAAAAGACCACCAUGGGGGAAAUUCCAGUGGAAAGUAUGGAUAAGAGAGCUGCUUUGCAGUGGCUUAUCCCCCAAGGCAUUUCUCAAGGGAAAAAGUAUAGCAAGUACAUGCGUACUCAGACGGUGGAUGUCAGUUCAGAAUCCUCUGAAAGCGAUACUGGCUUGGUCGGAACGCUGCAUGUCAAUCAAGAGGAAAAAAAGUUUGUACCACCGCCAGCGGCUUCCACCGUGAUGGCUGCAAUUUCAGUCAUCACUUCCCCGGUACCAACUCAAAAAUACAUCAAGGACCCGAGCCUGCGUACCGAUGCCAUAAUUCAUGAUAAGGUAUAUCACCCGGAUGAGCUGCCGCCGGCGCAUUAUAUGAAUAGGCCGUUUAUCAAGAAAGUGAUCUAUCCCAACGAAUCGAACAACAGACAUCAGGAGCGUAUAGCCAGAGCUUGGCAAGAAACCAUGACGUGGAGAAAGGUCCUGGUUGACCUAAAACCUGACUCGCAUAACAAUAUAUGUGUGAGAAGAAGGUUUACCAACUUAUUCGGCAAUGUAGUCGUACAUAACAUGGUCGAGACUCAUUUUGGCGUACAAGCUUGUGAGAAAUAUGCAACGUUAUAA
Molecule: messenger RNA, 2157 nt
Organism: Torulaspora globosa
Lineage: Eukaryota; Fungi; Ascomycota; Saccharomycetes; Saccharomycetales; Saccharomycetaceae
Product: putative hydrolase
Exons: 1
Coding region: 1-2157 (718 amino acids)
Molecular function (GO): monoacylglycerol lipase activity
Source: RefSeq, a predicted model, not a curated record